CAAAGGGGAGCGUACCAUACUCCAUAUAUGCGCUAGAGUCAGGUCACAACACCAGCAAGUUGCCAUGGUAGAGGCUGGCACGGUACCUUUACCGGGUCCAUUGCCCAUCUCAGCAUCUGGGCCGCCUUUCUCCUCUUUGCCCCCAGGCCUCUCACCCUGGAUACUGGAGCACCUUGCCUCCCUCUCCUUCCAUACGUCCACGCCGGUGCAGGCGUCGACCAUUCCGCUGCUACUCAAGCACAAGGACGUCAUCGUAGAGGCAGUGACGGGUAGCGGAAAGACACUGGCAUAUCUUCUGCCGCUUCUGGAACUCGUCAGAAAGCAGCCGGGCUCAGCCAACGGUGCAACAGCGGAAGAAGACACAAUUGCCGGGGACAGAGAUGAUGGCAUCAAGGCUCUCAUCCUCUUGCCUACAAGAGAGCUCGCGAUCCAGGUUCAUACCGUUCUCUUGUCUCUAAUAGAGUCUGCGCCGACCUCAGUCAGCUCUUAUGUCCGACCACAGCUCGUGGUGGGAGGCGGUAAGACUCGGCAUCAUGCUGCUCCUGAGCGGGGCGAGGAUGAGGAGGACGAUGGAGUGGGAGGAUCCAACACGCCCCAGCAGGACUUUGCGAGGCUGAGAAAAGAGAGGAACAAUGUCAUUGUUGGCACGCCCGGACGAGUGGAAGGUCUAUUCAGCAAGGGCAUCAUCAAGGGCAAGGCAAAGACCAUGGAACUUCUUGUCCUCGAUGAGGCUGAUCGUCUGCUGGACCUCGGCUUUCUGCCAUCUCUCACAUCCAUCCUCGCUGCUCUCCCAAAGCAAAGGCGGACGGCCCUCUUCUCUGCAACCAUGACCGAUGCCCUUGACCAGCUCGUCAGGCUGGGCCUUCGCAAUCCAGUGCGCAUCACUGUGCGAGUGGAGAUGAAGAAGAAACUUCUGGCGAACGGCAAAGCUAGCGCAGGGGCGGCUGCCAGCUCAGAAACCACAGCCCGCAUACCCGCAUCUUUACAGAAUUUCUUCCUCGUCUCUCCUCGCGAGGACAAAGUCUCUCAGCUGGUACGUCUGCUGCAGCACGAGCCUCAGCAGUACUUCACGCAGAAGAUCGUCGUCUUCUUUGCCACCUGCGCCCAAGUAGAGUACUUCUUCAAGGUCCUCUCUACGAUUCCGCAGCUUCGACAUUGUCGUCUGUAUUCUCUGCAUGGCCGACAGAACCCCACACGCAGGACCAAGGCGUUCAACUCCUUUAUGAACGAUAUGCCGGGCGUUGGCUCUUCCUCCAAUGCAGACUUAGCUACCAGCGCCUCGGUCCUCCUCUGCACAGAUGUUGCCUCGCGAGGGCUCGAUCUGCCCAACCUGGAUCUGGUCAUCCAAUUCGACCCGCCGCAGGACCCAAACCUCUUCAAUCACCGUAUCGGUAGGACAGCUCGUGCUGGCAAGUCGGGACGAGCCGUCUGCCUACUGGCACAAGGAAGCGAAGAAAGCUACAUCGACUUCCUGCGACUGAGAGGCGUGCGAGGGGAGCGGUAUAUCUUCCCAGCUCAAGACAAAAUCGCCUCGGUAGGAAGUGGAAGCAAGUCACUCGCAUCGCUCACUCCCUCGCUGCGAGCUCAGAAUCUUGCAGACCUCGCCACGCACGACCUCUUCAAGCUGGCGCUGGUGAGCUUUGUCAGGGCUUACGGCAAGCACGAAGCCAGCUACAUCUUCCCCAAGAAGGACCUCGAUGCCGAGCUACCACAGAUGGCGCGCAGCUGGGGUGGUGUCCGACUCCCGAAGAUGGGAGAGCUCAGGAAGAGCUCCAAGAGCGCCGGCGGCGCAGAGGGAGUCGACGUCUUGGGUGACUCGGAGGGCUGGCUAGAUGGGAAGGUAGACGAGGCUACAUGGGCCUACAAGGACCCCGCCAAGGAGAAGGCUCGCGUCCUUAAGCUGACCAACCCCAAGGCUCCAAAGGCCAGAACAGCCGCCGCCUCACUCGACUCGGGCGUGAAUCCGGACGCAGAAGCUCCAGUAUCGACUGCCAUUGACGAGGAGGAGGCUCCUCCUGCUACUGCCUCAUCCUCUACUGCAUCGCACCGUAAACGCAUGCGCGGCGCCGAGGAGAGUGCGCAAGGUGCCUGGUCUAAGCAAAAAGCUUCCAAGGACCGGCGUGAUGAGCGCAAGGAGAAGAAGAAGCGCAAGAAGCUCGCCAUUGAGCGUGCGCAUCAGGAAGCUCUUUCUCUCAAGGAGAAGAUGCAGGAGGAAGAAGAAGGAGAUGAAGAGAUUGCAGAGGAGGAGAGGGCUAUCAGGAGGGAGAGGAGAAUGAAGAGGCGUGAGAUGGAUCGGAUUGCUGGAGAGAGGAGCUCGAGGGGGGAGAAUGCCGUGGGCCUUGAUGGGGAUGGAGGGCUCGAAUUUGGUAGUGGUGGAGAGAGUGAUGCUGCUGGGGAAGGGGGUGGAGCAGGGGACAAUGACGCGGGCUUCUUUGACGACAUGUGACGAGGCGCAUACCAUAGCCUUCAAUAUGACCUCGACCUCAACCUCGCUACCUCGUUCCACAUCACAUCGCAUUCUUUGUCUCAGAUAGUGUCUAUCGACUGCACAGAUAUGUUUGGAUUGCUCUAAGAGAACUCAGACAGACAGU
Microstroma glucosiphilum is the source of this 2591-nucleotide messenger RNA. Its product is annotated as DEAD-domain-containing protein. The record is from RefSeq and is a predicted model, not a curated record. Gene Ontology annotation, molecular function: nucleic acid binding; RNA helicase activity; ATP binding. Lineage: Eukaryota; Fungi; Basidiomycota; Exobasidiomycetes; Microstromatales; Microstromataceae. Bases 65 to 2446 code for a protein of 793 amino acids. Gene Ontology annotation, cellular component: nucleolus. The transcript has a single exon.